AUGGUCUCACCCGCUGAGCAAGGCCAGCCCAACGGCGCCGCGGUCAACGGCACCAACGGCGUCAACGGCGUCAAAGGCCCAGAUCGCAUCCUCCGGGUUGGCAUCAUCGGCUGCGGCGAGAUCGCACAGGUGGCUCACAUUCCCACCCUCAACUUCCUGGCACACAAGUUCCGCAUCACGUACCUCUGCGACAUCUCCGCCGAGGCGCUGGCGCAUUGUGCCGGCAAGGUGCCAGGGGCCGCCCCCAAAAUCACCACCGACGCCGCCGAGCUGUGUGCGUCGCCCGAGGUCGACGUGGUGCUGAUCUGCAACGCCGACGCGUACCAUGUGGCACACGGAGUGCUGGCACUGCAGCACAACAAGUACUGUCUGAUCGAGAAGCCGGUCGCCCUGUGUUUCCGGGACAUCGACCUGCUGCUCGAGGCAGAACGCCAGUCCCAGGGCCGCGUGUUUGUCGGCACCAUGCGUCGCUUUGCCCCGGCUUUCACCGACGCCGUGCGCGAGGUCGGCGGCAUGAGCAAGAUCCAGUACGCCCGGGUGCGCGACAUCAUCGGGCCCAACGCCGUCUUUGUCGACCAGUCCGGCACCUUCCCACACAAGUUCACCGACUUCUCCGCCGCCGAUUCCGAAGAUCGCGCCCGCCGGGAAGCAGACAUUUUCGAGCAAGCCCUGCGCCACGAGUUCGACGUGCCGGUCACGCCGCAAUCGCAAAGAAUGCUGCGGGUUCUUGGAGGACUCGGCACACACGAUCUAUCGGCCAUGCGCGAGAUCAUCGGCAUGCCCCAGAGCGUGGCCGGCGCCUGUCUCACCUUCCCCGGCAUCUUCAGCGUGCUGUUCCGCUACGACGGCUACCCCGUCAGCUACGAGUGCGGGCUCAGCAACGUGCCCGUGUUCGACGCCCACAUCGAAGUCUACUCGCCCGACAAGAUCGUGCGCGUCAAUUACGACACCCCUUACGUCAAGGGCCUGCCCGUCACCAUGACCAUCCGAGAACGCGUGGGCAACGACGGGUACCAGGAGCGGGUCGUGCGCAAGACGUACCAGGACCCGUACACCGUUGAGCUGUUGGAUUUCCAUCGCUGCGUCGUCCACCGGGAAUCACCCAAGACUAGCGUCGCCGACGCCCGAAACGACGUCGAGUUGUUCCGUCUGAUCUUGAAGGCCGAUGAGGCUCGAUACCGGGCCACCCCAGGUCAGGAGAACGGUUCCAAAUGA
Messenger RNA from Capronia epimyces CBS 606.96, 1215 nucleotides. RefSeq lists its product as uncharacterized. Gene Ontology annotation, biological process: NADPH regeneration. Gene Ontology annotation, cellular component: cytoplasm. Gene Ontology annotation, molecular function: nucleotide binding; oxidoreductase activity. The transcript has 2 exons. The coding region runs from base 1 to 1215 and encodes 404 amino acids. The record is from RefSeq and is a predicted model, not a curated record. Lineage: Eukaryota; Fungi; Ascomycota; Eurotiomycetes; Chaetothyriales; Herpotrichiellaceae.